UGCCAGGGGGUUCGGGCUGGGUUAGAGCAAAACCGUCGGGAGGGUCUGGCCAGCUUGGAGAACGUGCCUCUCCCUGGGGGGUGCAGAGACCGCCCGACUCAUUGCACUAGUGAGCAGGAGGUGCAGCCCGCAGCCGGCGCUCGCAGGGGAAGGAAGCAAAGCCUGGCAGCAGAUCCCGAAUCUCGAAUCUCCUGCAGUGAAGCAUGCCAGGCCAUCCCCCAUCGGAGCAGGGGGCUGUUUGGAUCCAGGAGUUGUCCCCGCUGAACUCAAAAUCCGUAGGGAGCUCUGGGAAGCGAGGAGCUGGGCAGUGCCAGCACCAGCUCCCCGAGACUCGCCGCUGCACAGUCACUCUGCUGCUUCCCUGGCUGGGUGAGCUUGGAAAUUGCUGCAUUUCUCUCCCCUCUCGGGGACGGCUGGGGAGCGAACGCGCUGCUGCUGCUCAGCUAAUGCCGGAGGCUGCGAGGAGGGUCCUCGCUCUUCGACGCGGAGCCCCAAAGAUUUUUUUUUUCCUGCCCACGGUGAUUUUUACCUGCCCAGGCUGUCCCGCUAGUGGGGAGCGUUUGCCAUGGACAACAGUCACGUAAGCAGAUACCGCUUAAGCGUCACCACGAGCCCGCCUCGGUGGGAGAUCGGCAUCUACACCGCCGGUGCCUUGGUGCUGCUGGGAAUAGCCGCCGUCAACCUCUGGAAGCUCUGGCGCUCCGGCAGCUACCCGGCACCUUCCCCCUUCCCCAACUACGACUACCGAUACCUGGAGCAAAAGUACGGGGCGGCGUAUUCGGAUGUCAAACACAAGCGAGGGACGGCCCCGGGCUCGCAGAGGGUGCUGGAUAAGACCUCGCCCAACCGCAAGACCAGCCUGCGGGCAGACGACACCUUCGAGAGCAUUAACGAGCUGGGGAGCCUGGAGGUGAUGAGCAAAGACCUGGGCUUGGCCUCCUACGGCCCCUUGAAGAAAUCCAUCUCGGCCGACUCCCUCAGCUCCAUCUCCUCCAUCGGGAACAACUUUGGGCAGGAUUUCACGGUGGGGCAGGUGGAGGUCUCCAUGGAGUACGACGGGAAGGCGGCCACCUUGCACGUGACGCUGCUGCAGGGCAAGGACCUGCUGGAGAAGGAGGACGCUCGCUUUGAGUCCUGCUUCAUGCGCAUCAGCCUGCUCCCGGCCGAGCAGAUCGUCGGCAUCUCCCGGAUUCAGCGGAGCGCUUACGCCGUGGCCUUUGACGAGCGCUUCUCCAUCCCGCUGGACCCAGCGGCGCUGGAGGAGAACAGCCUGCGCUUCUCUGUCUUCGGCAUCGAUGAGGACGAGAGGAACGUCAGCACCGGCGUGGCCGAGCUCAAGCUCUCUGACCUGGACCUGGCCACCCGUCCCUUCAACGCCUGGCUCUACCUGCAGGACAUGAACAAGGCGGUGGACACGGUGGGGGAGAUCCUGCUCUCCCUGAGCUACCUGCCCACGGCCGAGCGCCUGACAGUGGUGGUGGUCAAAGCCAAGAACCUCGUGUGGACCAACGGCAAAGUGACCGCAGAUCCCUUCGUCAAGGUGUACCUGCUGCAGGACGGGAGGAAGAUCAGCAAGAAGAAGACAGCGGUGAAGAGGGAUGACACCAACCCUGUGUUCAAUGAGGCCAUGAUUUUCUCGGUGCCGGCUAUCGUGCUCCAGGACCUGUCCCUGCGGGUGACGGUGGCCGAGUGCGGCGAGGACGGCCGUGCCGACAACACGGGCCACGUCCUCAUCGGCCCGGCGGCCAGCGGGAUGGGCAUCACACACUGGAACCAGAUGCUGGCCACGCUGAGGAAGCCCGUCUCCAUGUGGCACCCGCUCCGGAGAAACUAGGCUGCUGGCGGGGUCCGGGGGGGAGCCUGCCAUGCCUCCGGGGUCCUGCACCCCGACACUGGGUCUGCCCCGGGGACAGCGGGCAGAGGGGGGCUCUGCCUGGCCGGUGGCUCCCCCGAGAGCUGCCGCAACACGGCGUUUGUUGCUGGACAGGGGCUGAGCGAGACUGCAGCGCUGACGCUGAAAAGGCAGAGCUGCCAGCGCACCUUGGCUGGAGCAUCUCGCUGCCGAAAUAUUUGGAGGACAGAGCAACUCCUUGGCUGUGCCUCUCCCCAUCCGGGUCACCCUCGCAUGCGCUGGGGGCUGUGAACAGACCUGCCGAGAAAGGAGCCCUCCCUUCAGAUGCACCAAAACCAGCAACAACCUCCCCAAACCGCUGCCUGGCCGCCAGCCGAGCUCCUGAGCAUCCCGCAUGCUCCCUGGUGGCCCCCCGAAAUCCAUGGUGCCCUCGAACAUGGGCCCUAAGAGCUCCCGGGGGGGGGGGGGGGGAUUUCUUUGGAAGGUGGUUUUUGGUCGAAUGGGGGGGGAAAUGGAGAGGCGGUUGAUAAAGUGCCAGCACGGCAUGGUUUCUCUCA
This is a messenger RNA of Aquila chrysaetos chrysaetos, 2409 nucleotides long. RefSeq names its product synaptotagmin 12 (gene SYT12). The record is from RefSeq and is a predicted model, not a curated record. Gene Ontology annotation, biological process: calcium-ion regulated exocytosis; cellular response to calcium ion; regulation of calcium ion-dependent exocytosis. The transcript has 8 exons. Lineage: Eukaryota; Metazoa; Chordata; Aves; Accipitriformes; Accipitridae. Gene Ontology annotation, molecular function: clathrin binding; calcium ion binding; phosphatidylserine binding. Bases 566 to 1834 code for a protein of 422 amino acids.